This is a messenger RNA of Volvox carteri f. nagariensis, 1764 nucleotides long. RefSeq lists its product as uncharacterized. Lineage: Eukaryota; Viridiplantae; Chlorophyta; Chlorophyceae; Chlamydomonadales; Volvocaceae. The record is from RefSeq and is a predicted model, not a curated record. The coding region runs from base 139 to 1065 and encodes 308 amino acids. Gene Ontology annotation, molecular function: calcium ion binding. The transcript has 5 exons.
UUAUGUACCUGCCAUCGAAAGAGGUGUUGCGGAGGGAGCACUCUCAAACUAUAGUGAUCUCAAAGACGGAAGGCGCUUGUUGCGGUACCUUCAUAUUGCAACUAAGGAUAAUAGCUUCAAACUGCUUUUGAACCAAACAUGCGGCAGGGAUUUAGCUCUCAGGUCCGGAAUAAAGGACAUGUUCAUCGUGUUCCACGCCAUCACAGCGUUUGGAGGACUGCGACUUUUAACCGACGAGCACAGGCUCCAAAUACAUCAGCUGCGUCGCAAAGCGGGGGCUUGGGCAGCUUGUCGGUACUGACCAAUACGCGUCCUGUGGAUCGGCUUCGCUUCCAGUCCAUCUUGGUCUUUAAGCACUUUGACACGGACGGGGACGGUAAGAUAACGGCCGAGGAGCUGGACCGGUAUGCCUCGUAUAGUGCGGAGCGUUUUGGCCCCGUAGCGGCGCAGUUUACGCCACUGUACGACAACUUGCGCGCCGCGUCAGCUACUGCCGGAGCUGUGGAUAUGGAGUCAUUUAUCGACCUGGUCAGAGAGCAGGUGAAGCUUGCUGCCGCCAGUAAGGAAUUCCCCCGCGCAGUGUUCAAGGAGUCCGAGCUGGGUCGCCUGGGCUGGGACUCCGCCCUGUCCCCUGCUGAGGUGUCCUCCGCGCUGGCAGUUUUCCGGCUGCUGGACUUCAAUUUGGAUAACUAUGUCAAACUGGAUGACCUCAGGAAGGCCCAGGGCAUUGAAAGGGAGGUGGUCGCGGAUAAGCUCGAGGACGCCGACACCAACGAAGAUGGUUUCCUUUCCUUCAAGGAUUUCUUGACGUCGUACGCUCGGGAGCGACCCGUGGUUCUCAACAUGUUGGUGCUGCUGGCGCACACCGCCGUGUUCUGGCUCGUCUUCAGCUUGCCCAUGUUGGACGUGCCGGUCAGGGCGGUGAUGUGCCUGGCGUUGCUGAUCAAGCCGCAGCUCGUCACGGGCCCGGUCAUCAAGCUCUACCAAAUCAUGAGGACGGUAAUUGACCGUGCGCGGGCGGAGAUUGAGAUGGCGAGCGCGGGUGGACGGGGCGCCGCCGCGUAGUAACGAAGUCACAGAGAAGUUGAAGCUGUAAUGGGAAGUCUCUGUGUGCCGGUUGUGUUGUGUGUGUCUCGCUUCCUCGUGGGCCGAGACCUGGGAGACGGUGGGUUCGUCAUACGCACAGCUUGAUUGUUGGCCCGAGAAUUUGUUUUGAGGGCUGAGGAGAGUGACUAGCUGAACAGGUCUUCGGUCUUCUUGUUGUGUAAUAGUUAAGAGAGGGCCUUUUCUGUGGGACGGCGGAGGUCAUGGCGGGUCAGGUUCGUACCUUCCUUCGGGGGAGGAGACUGAUGUGUGCGAUGGAGAGGGAGAGAGUGUGCGAGGCAGCAUAGUGUUUUACUUAUCUGUGUGUGUGCGCCGGAGUGUGUGCGCCGGAUGCCGGCUUUCGAGCUGCCGGAGGUCGGUGCAAAGGACUUCAUCAUCAAGGGAGAACAUUGAGAGUGGAGGAGCCUCUGGUGGGGCGAGUGCUCGACUAAAACUGCGUUACGGGAACUCCGAUCCGAGGGGAGCGAUGCAGCUGUGGACUGCAUGAAUGACGAGAGGCGAGAGGUUUUGAGCGUAUAAAUACAGAACGUUGCGAAAUGCAGAGGAUUAUGCUGAAGGUUGUUGGCUUUACCUGUUGCUACCCUUCCGUAUGUACAUACAUGCACACGUGCAUAUACCGUUUUGGCUGACGGGUGGCGCGCUGUAAGGCGCUCCGUUUUC